CUAUAAUAGGUAUGCACUAGCGUUGUUAAGGUUCUGGUACACGAUGGAGUAGGGCCGAAGACUGAAAAAAUUCCGAGCUCCUUCGUUUCUAAGCUUGGCUUAAUCUCUACGUGGUAGUGAUCAGCAAUCUUUCCCCUAAUACCAUGACAGCCUACCAGUAGCGCAAGGUUGAAAUAGCACCAGAUCAACACCAUUGGUUCCCAUUGUGUUAUUUCCCGCACACAAGCCUGAGCGACAUUGGCAUAGCCGCCUUGGGAGAGAGCGGGAGGCCUGAUAUCCCCCCUUCCUUAGUCGACCCAGUUUUGCCAUGGAGACUGCAACCAUGUUUCCCAACGUCGUCAGUCGUCACGCCCGUGUCUGAAAGGCCUCGCACCCACUGCCUCUGGAGCCACACCAUUCAUACAUUUUCCAAUAUGCGCGGAGACACAGUCUCGACCGCUUUCCUGGUCUUCUUGACCGCUUCGCCAGCACGCGCCGCGUUUACCAAGUUCAUGUUCGCGGGCAACGGUGGAAACGCGAGCAGGCUUUUGACGUGCCCCGGCUGGCCAUUUGAAUGCUCGCCUCCGUCUGUCUGCGCCUUUGACGAUAGAGUGCAGGAUUACUACUGCUGUAUUGCUGGCUCCGAGGAUGCCGUGUGUUGGAAACCCAGUCAAGGCUGCCAGGGGAGUAGUGACAAGAAACCCGGAGGUAACCAGCGUCUGUGUGGCUCGGGUAACAAUGCGUUUUGCUGUUUGCAGGAGAGUGAGGUGUGCACCGAGACAGCAGACCAGAUUAAUAUUUGCUGGAGCGGCUUGAGUGAUCCACUUGCUAAGCUCAAUGCAACUGCUGUGAACCAAACUGCGCACUCUCUCUCAUUGGCUCAGCCUUCGGCUUCGUCGUACCCAGUCAGCUUGGAUGCUCUGCAAAAGCUGACGUCGACUACCGCCGCGACAUCGACUACCGCCACCUCGUCGUCGACAGCUUCUAGCACGUUGGUAUUGAGUAGUAGUACUGGAGCGCCAGUGGCUACUCCAUCGGUCACAUCGAGUGUUGUUGAGAAGAGCGACUCGGGGUUAUCGGGCGGGGCGAUAGGGGGCAUCGUGGGUGGAGUUGUUGGGGGGCUCGCUCUCUUGGGCAUCGUGGGACUUUUGGUGUGGAGAAGGAGGAGGAAUCAGGGGAACUCGUAUGCGCCAGCGAAUUCGUCGGACAUGGCACCUAGUGCGUAUGGCUCGGAGGCGCCGGCGGAGAUGCACGCCGAAACAGCCGUGUUGGAAAAGUAUGCGAGAAACGGUGGAAGUGUGGCAGAGGUGCCUGCAGAGGGCAUCUUGGCCGAGCUAUCUGCCGUGGAGCCGUCACACAGGCGAUGAGCCUGUGUGUAAAUUCUUGGUGAUGAAGGGCAUAUUUGGUUUCGGUCCGGAUGACGUAGUGUCGAAGGCAGUUUCUUCGGCUUGCUGGGAUACCCUAUGGAUGUAUAUGAGUGAGCAGAGCUUGGGCGACAAUGGGUGUGA
Messenger RNA from Exserohilum turcica Et28A, 1487 nucleotides. RefSeq lists its product as uncharacterized. The record is from RefSeq and is a predicted model, not a curated record. The coding region runs from base 414 to 1346 and encodes 310 amino acids. NCBI's taxonomy places the organism in Eukaryota, Fungi, Ascomycota, Dothideomycetes, Pleosporales, Pleosporaceae. The transcript has 2 exons.